AUGACUCGAUAUAGAUUCCCUGAACCAGAGUUUGAUGAAUUUAAAGAUUUCUAUCAAGACUAUCUACACUUGAAUCCCGAUCAAUUCAAUGAGAGAUGUAAAAUGGUUGAUGCUAUCGUCACUGCCGACAAAAAGACUAAACAGGUAGUGGAUUCCUGUUCAGAGCAUUUGGUAGAACUCAAACAAUGUGAGAACGAUCGUUCCUAUGCUUCAUUUAACUGUCUCACAUUACAUCAAAAAUUCUAUUCUUGUAUCAGUACAAAUACUGAAAAAUGGGAUCGAUAUUUAAAAUAUUACCUUUGGAAGAAUAAAGAGUCAUAUUAUAAUUAUUGGGAAGAUAUAUCACUGAAAUACCAACAACAACAACAACAACAACAACAGCAACAACAGCAACAACAAAAGAAAUAA
Molecule: messenger RNA, 408 nt
Organism: Cavenderia fasciculata
Lineage: Eukaryota; Evosea; Eumycetozoa; Acytosteliales; Cavenderiaceae
Exons: 2
Coding region: 1-408 (135 amino acids)
Source: RefSeq, a predicted model, not a curated record